ACAUAGGUGGCGCUUUGAGCGCCGUAAACAUGGUAAUCAAACAGCAAGAGCGCUAUAAAACCUGCAGGAUUAGAGAGCCUGACUUUAACGGCACUUACCAGCUGUAAUGUAUCUUACAUGAUCACAGAGUCAGCAGAGCAUUAAUAACUCAAUAGCCAGAGUUGUAUGACUCUGUCUCGUAUAGCUGGUAGUUUGUUCAGCCGUCACGCUUUGAGUUGAGUCCAGGAGAAAUCUCUUGAUUGUUCUCAAAGCUACGAGUGUGUUUGUGUAGUGAACUGUGUGGAAAUAAGGAUGGCGGUGUCUAAGUCUACAGUAGCGAUCGUUUGUAUAGUUUUGGGAGGUUUGGCUGUUUUAUUCGGGACUGUGUUGGUGUUUGUCGGACCUGUUAUUAUAGACGAUCAAAUAGUGAAGAAUGUAGAGAUUAACCCAGACAAUGGACUCUCCUACUCUAUGUGGAAGGACAUCCCGGUUCCCUUCUUUAUGUCUGUAUAUUUCUUUCAUAUUGUCAAUCCUGAUGAAAUCCUAAAAGGAGAAAAGCCCACGGUGGUACAGAGGGGGCCGUAUGUGUACCGUGAAAAACGCUGGAAGGACAACAUCACAUUCCAUGACAACCACACGGUCUCGUAUAAAGAAUUUCGUCAGUAUUUCUUUGAGGAGAGCAUGUCUGUGGGAAAUGAAUCUGAUGUGGUCACCAUCCCUAACAUGCUAGUGCUGGGAGCAUCAGUAAUGAUGGAGAACAUGCCCUUUCCUGUACGCUUGCUGCUCAGCUCCUCGUUCAAGUCCUUUAACGAGGGACCUUACUUGACAAAACCAGUUGGAGAGCUCAUGUGGGGUUAUGACAGCCAGUUGGUGGACUUCCUGAACAAAUACUUCCCUGGAAUGCUGCCAACCAGAGGGAAGUUUGGCUUAUUUGCUGAGUUUAACAACUCCAACACUGGACAGUUCACUGUCUUCACUGGGCAGGACAACAUCCGGAAAGUUCAUAUGGUUGACUCUUGGAACGGCCUGAAAAGGGUGGAUUACUGGAGGUCUGAACAGUGUAACAUGAUCAAUGGUACAGCGGGUCAAAUGUGGCCUCCGUUCAUGACUAAAGAGUCGACGAUGCCCUUCUACAGCCCUGAUGCGUGCAGGUCCAUGGAGCUGGUGUACCAAAGGCCAGGCGUGUCUCGUGGGAUCCCCGUGUACCGUUUCGUGGCACCGAAGACUCUUUUUGCCAACGGUGCAGAUUAUCCUCCCAAUGAGGGCUUCUGUCCCUGUCGCCAGUCUGGUCUUCUCAGCGUCCGCAGCUGCAGACACAAUUCCCCUGUGUUCAUCUCUCAUCCGCACUUUUUUGAGGGCGAUCCCGUCCUUUUGGACACGGUCAAUGGAUUGAGGCCAAAUGAAGAUGAACAUGGGCUUUUCAUCGAUAUCCACCCGGAGACCGGAGUGCCAAUGAACGUUUCCAUUCGGCUGCAGCUCAACCUGCUCAUCAAGAGCGUGUCUGGCAUCUCAGAAACCGGAAAGAUAGCUGAAGUGGUGAUGCCCAUGAUCUGGUUUGAAGAGAGCGGCUACAUUGAUGGUCCCGUCCUCAACACGUUCCGCACCAAUCUGGUGGUGCUGCCCAUGGUCAUGGAGUACAUGCAGUACAUCUUCAUCGCUCUCGGUCUCGCAGGCAUUUUGGGAGCCGUGAUGUUAUACGUCAAUGACAAGGUAAAAUCUAGGUUGGAUGAUCACCCCAGCGCAGAUGUGAACCCGUCCAGCUCAGCCACUGAAAAGACCCCAUUACUACGGACCCCAGAAAGCUAAAGUCACUAGCCACAUCACAGCUUGCUUUUACAAUGAACUCUCAAUCCCACAAUCCACUGGACAACAAAAGUGAUUCUAUUGAAUGCUGGGAUUGAAUGAAUGAACUGGUUUAAAUACAGCCCAUUUUCUGUGAUGAAGGCAUUUGAUGUAGAGCAAGGGCGUUCACUUGUGUGUCUUUUACCCAUUGGUUGGGUCUAAAGUGCUGUAUGAGGUCAAUACAAAAUUUGUAAAGGUUAUUUUUUUUGACACUUGAAAUACUUGACAAAAUGUAGACAUUCAAAUGGUGCUUUCAUGGUUCACUCCAAACCCUGCUUUCUCAGAGAAGGAAAAAUAAAACACUAUUUGAAGAGAUUUAACCUUUUUAUGUUGUAACCUUUAUCCUGUAUGGACAUGCCAUGAACACUUUAUGAUAACAAUGUACCAUUGAGUGAAAUAUCCUCUGAAAGCUGAAAAACGUUUCUCCAUACGCUGAAAACGUUUCCUGUAAUUGGUCUCUAAAUGCACUUGUAUGUAGUGGAGGUAAAACAUUCCUAAAUGUGUCCCUGUGUAUUCUCUUUUUUUAGGAAAUGAAAUUGGGUUUAUUUUAAACCUUUAUCAAUGGCUUUAAAUUUCAUGGUGGUUUGUUUUAAAAUGCAUGAUUCUCAGGCAGCCAAAUGUUAAACUUGGCCUGGAAAAAUGUCUAUAGACUAUAACUAUGGCUCCAAAAAAUGCAUGGUCAUGAUCUAUGAUACAUUUUAUUACACAUUAAAUAAAACUGAUAAGGUCUGUAAAAAGCUUUGCAGAAGAGAUAACCGUUGUCGACAAAGUUUUCAAAUCGCAUUGUGUUUCUCAUUUUAUGAAAAUGUUAUCAAACCAAAGUCGAAAGGAUAUAACUUGUGUAUAUACUGCUAAAGAUAAAAAAAAAAAAGCACAUUCCUCUACUAA
Molecule: messenger RNA, 2709 nt
Organism: Carassius auratus (goldfish)
Lineage: Eukaryota; Metazoa; Chordata; Actinopteri; Cypriniformes; Cyprinidae
Gene: scarb1
Product: scavenger receptor class B, member 1
Exons: 12
Coding region: 292-1785 (497 amino acids)
Biological process (GO): cholesterol efflux; cholesterol import; recognition of apoptotic cell
Cellular component (GO): cytoplasm; caveola
Molecular function (GO): low-density lipoprotein particle binding; lipid binding; scavenger receptor activity
Source: RefSeq, a predicted model, not a curated record